This is a messenger RNA of Volvox carteri f. nagariensis, 1494 nucleotides long. RefSeq lists its product as uncharacterized. Bases 1 to 1494 code for a protein of 497 amino acids. The record is from RefSeq and is a predicted model, not a curated record. The transcript is spliced from 4 exons. NCBI's taxonomy places the organism in Eukaryota, Viridiplantae, Chlorophyta, Chlorophyceae, Chlamydomonadales, Volvocaceae.
AUGUAUGCGCGCUGCUUCUGCCGUCUCUCCCACGCGAGCCUGUCAAAUGCGCAGCAUCUAUUCAGUAACCAGGUCAAGCCGCCAAGUCGCCCGCGCCUUUCACCAGACCUCUGGCGAUCAUUUCUGCUGCAGGAGCAGCAUGCCUUGAACCCACAUCCCAACAUAGCCGCGCAAGAGCUUCGGGCAAUUGCGGCUCCACAAGAAACCAAUUACUUCCAGAUUUUUAAUGAUACCCAUGAUGAUGACACGCCUGCGAAGCCGCGGGGCAGCUUCCUAGCGCAGGCUUCAACCGCCUCAAUCGGCGUUGCGGAACUAGCCGCCGCCCUUGCGCUCUCAAGCUUCGGCACCAUGGUCACGCUGGCGAUUGCGGAGCCUCCAUGUACCAUGUCCCCCACCAGCAUGCAAUCUCCAUCUCGGCUGACUCCUAUAACGGUGCUGGACCAGGCGUUGACGGUCCCCACAUCUCACAACCAGUCCACCACCGCCACCCCACCGGCUGCUGCCGCCGCCACCGCUGCCGCCUCAGCCACAACAACGACAACGCCCGUUCCGCCAGCUCCAUCCCCCUGCCCUGUCGCCAUUGAAGGCACACUCUCGGGACUGGCCGCUGCCAAGGCCGCCCCUCUGGCCAGCACCAUAGCCGAUGAGGCACGGCCUGGUGCGGCCAGCUCGUGCUCUGACCUGCACGACCGUGACCCGCACUUCAUGACCGCCCCCGGCACCACACCAGGGAUUGCGACGCUCCUUGGCGCCUGGCCCCACAUUGCACCCACCAUCACUGCGAUGCUUGGCGCCGGUGGCAACGGACCCGGGGGUCAGGUACGCUUCGCGCUGGUGCCGCUGGGCGAAGAUUACGCCACCCGCGCGGAAGCUGCGCAGCGUGAGGCACAGCUGGGAAGGGGCGGUGAUGGGGCCGCUACUGCCCCUGGUGGUGGUGGCGGCGCAUACGCAACCGAUCUGGCGGUGCAGUACGGACUGGACGUGGCGCUAGCGGCGGCAGCCGCGCCGGACGGCGGCCGCAACGGUGUACGGCGAUUGGAGCUGUGUCCCGCGAUGGUGAUACGGGCCGGCUACACGGGGAGCACCCGUACGGCAUACGGGGGGGAGGUGUGUCCCGGAUGGAGCAUGCGACAGGAGCUGGACGAGCAUGUACGGCGCAAUCUGCAGCUUGCUGAGCAACGGCAGCAGUACCGCCAGCGUCAGCAGUUGCGAGGUCCGCAUUCCUGGCAGCACCGCCGGUUUCUGGGGCAGCAGCCGGAGGAGCCUGAGAGGAAGGAGCAGGCAGUGACUCCGCAAUGGGGGGAGCUGCGUGCGGUGGUAGCGGCGGCAACCGGGCUCGACGACGUCGUCUGUUGUUGGGAUAGCUGCAUUAAGGUAGCACCAGAAGCCGAAGUGCGGCUCUCGGAGCGCCAUCGCGUGGAGGUGCUGAUGGACUGGGAGCUCUUGAGGUGGCUGCCAUCGGGUUUCGAUGCGCGACUUGCCUGUGCGACAUAG